AUGGCGGAGAAGGAGGGUGGCCGGAAUGUGGCGUGCUGUUCUGGGAUCAAGGUGGCAGUGCUCACUGCGGGGACCCUACUGCUGCUGACGGGCAUCGGGGCAGCCUCCUGGUUCAUUGUGACCGUGUUGCUCAGGAGUGACCAGGAGCCGCUCUACCCAGUGCAGGUCAGCUCCGUGGACGGCCGGCUCGCGGUGCUGGACAAGACGGAAGGGACGUGGCGGCUGUUGUGCUCCUCGCGCUCCAAUGCCAGGGUGGCCGGGCUUAGCUGUGAGGAGAUGGGCUUCCUCAGGGCACUGACCCACUCCGAGCUGGAUGUGCGGACGGCAGGUGCCAAUGGCACAUCAGGCUUCUUCUGCGUGGAUGAGGGGCGGCUGCCCCAUGCCCGGAGGCUGCUGGACGUCUUAUCUGUGUGUGACUGUCCUCGGGCCAAGUUCUUGACUGCUGUUUGCCAAGACUGUGGCCGCAGGAAGCUGCCCGUGGACCGCAUCGUGGGAGGCCAGGACACCAGCUUGGGCAGGUGGCCGUGGCAAGUGAGCCUGCGCUAUGAUGGGGCGCACCUGUGCGGAGGGUCCCUGCUCUCAGGGGAUUGGGUGCUGACAGCUGCCCACUGCUUCCCUGAGAGGAACCGCGUCCUGUCUCGGUGGCGUGUGUUUGCCGGUGCCGUGGCCCAGGCCUCGCCCCAUGGGCUGCAGCUGGGGGUGCAGGCUGUGGUCUAUCACGGGGGUUACCUUCCCUUUCGAGACCCCAACAGUGAGGAGAACAGCAAUGACAUCGCGCUGGUUCAUCUUGCCAGCCCCCUGCCUCUCACAGAGUACAUCCAGCCCGUGUGCCUGCCCGCCGCUGGCCAGGCCCUGGUGGACGGCAAGCUGUGCACCGUGACCGGCUGGGGCAAUACACAGUACUAUGGUCAACAGGCUGGAGUACUCCAGGAGGCCCGCGUCCCCAUCAUUAGCAAUGAUGUGUGCAACAGCCCCGACUUCUAUGGGAACCAGAUCAAACCCAAGAUGUUCUGCGCCGGCUACCCCGAGGGUGGCAUUGAUGCCUGCCAGGGCGACAGUGGCGGCCCCUUUGUGUGCGAAGACAACAUCUCUCGGACGCCACGCUGGCGCCUGUGUGGCAUCGUGAGCUGGGGCACUGGCUGUGCCCUGGCCCAGAAGCCAGGCGUCUACACCAAAGUCAGUGACUUCCGGGAGUGGAUCUUCCAGGCCAUACGGACUCACUCCGAAACCAGCGGUAUGGUGACCCAAAUGUGACCCGUGGUGUCUCCUCGCUGUGCAUGCCUCCCCGGGCCUAACUGACAUAGGUGUCAGUGGGACCCAGGCCGGGCCGGGCCGCAGGUGCAAGGAUCUUCCUCUAGCCCU
This is a messenger RNA of Ochotona curzoniae (black-lipped pika), 1362 nucleotides long. It is a transcript of the gene HPN, whose product is annotated as hepsin. Gene Ontology annotation, biological process: regulation of cell shape; proteolysis; negative regulation of epithelial to mesenchymal transition. Bases 1 to 1254 code for a protein of 417 amino acids. NCBI's taxonomy places the organism in Eukaryota, Metazoa, Chordata, Mammalia, Lagomorpha, Ochotonidae. Gene Ontology annotation, molecular function: serine-type exopeptidase activity; serine-type endopeptidase activity. The record is from RefSeq and is a predicted model, not a curated record. Gene Ontology annotation, cellular component: membrane. The transcript has 12 exons.